GACGUUACUGCGGCCAGCUCGCCAGUCAUUGGGCAGCGGGCAGACGGAAAGCACAUAAAACAAAGCACAAAUCAGAUAGACAGAUACAUAUAGGGCUUGACGAUGGGCAUCGAUAAGGACUGUGAUAUUUUGCGGCCACUUAUCGACAGUGAAGUAGACGAACUGCUCGAUCUAUACAAAGUUAAAUACGGUGUACAGAACUUCCACUACCUGUUGCUCUAUAACCAGCGAAAGUGGGAUCGCCAGUUGGAUGAGGCUAAAAUACCGCGCGAUGAUCUAAACUAUAUAUCCAUGAGGAAGCAAUUCUUUACCCAUCGAAAUGGGGACUUCCGAAAGUGGGGCACCUAUGUAAGUCUUCAUCGCGACAUCGUGCAGAGCGUCUCCUUCUUCAGCUGGCAACCGAAUGAGGCUGGGGAGAUGUGGGAGUGCCUAGAGCAAACCCAACUUAUUGAAUGGACACAGGGCGCCCUGCUGACCAACGUGGAUCUCGGAUUUUGCGAUCGGGUCAAAGAGUUGGCCGUCAAACGUGGUGUCACCUCCAUGCAACCGCGUCAGUGUUUCGGAAUGGUUUUGCUGCACGAGGGAGCCUUAAGUGUGGAGGUUCCAGAGCUGCUAUCCGAGUUCGACAUCCGGCCACUGCAGGACGAGGAUGCAGCUAUGGUGCACGAAACUUGGCCCAACAAGGGUGAGGGGUCACUGACCUAUCUUCGGGCCCUUAUUCGCUUCAACAAAUCCUUGGGAGUGUGCCGAAGUGACACCGGCGAAUUGAUUGCAUGGAUCUUCCAAAACGACUUCUCCGGGCUGGGCAUGCUUAAAGUGUUGCCCAAGGCAGAGCGAAGAGGGCUUGGUGGCCUUCUGGCCGCUGCGAUGACUCGAAGAAUAGCCAGGGGCGAGGAUGUCACCUUAACAGCCUGGAUUGUGUCCACCAACUGGCGAUCGGAAGCACUGCUAAAGCGGAUCGGAUACCAUAAAGAGGUGAUCAACGAGUGGAUCAAGCUGGUGCCCCAUCCGGCGUAGGAGCACCAUCCAUCGUUGAACUGGUGGCGCUGCUGGGCAUUCUGUUGGAUAGUUGGAUAUACGAUAAAUAGGUUAGGUCAAGGAGCACACACGGUGAUUUGCAUUUGCUUUGCCUAUGUACAUUGUCAACAAUUUUAUUUUUUGGUUCAACAUGCGCUAACGCUUUCUGAAUACACUUUACGGCUUAAUCAAAUACAAAAACAAAUUCGAAACUAGCGGGUGGGAGGGGAUAUGGAAAUUGGGAACUCGAACUACUUAUAAUAUUUACACACUCCGCUCGCCUACGAAACUAUAUCAAAAAUACAUUACGUUUAUAGCAUUGCUAUGCGUUCUGGGUGAACAAACAUACAUAUAUUACGCACUUUUGACUCAACCGGCACAACAUCGAAAUUUUUCAUUUUCGAGUUUGAUUACUAAAAGAAUGUCACAGCUUACAUAAUGUUAUACAUUGCGAGUCCUACAUAAGUAUGAGGUGUACAAAAAAUUCCGGAAAAAUAUGAUUUUAGAAUUAAGACACUCUUUCAGCAAACGUACUAACCACUAAUCAUUAGCCAUGUUAUUUUAGCACCGUAUGGACCUUGUUUUCUUAUUUUAUUUUCAAUCUAAUAAAAAAGGAUUCUUUUAUGUUUUAAA
This is a messenger RNA of Drosophila takahashii, 1650 nucleotides long. RefSeq lists its product as uncharacterized. Gene Ontology annotation, molecular function: acyltransferase activity, transferring groups other than amino-acyl groups. The record is from RefSeq and is a predicted model, not a curated record. Lineage: Eukaryota; Metazoa; Arthropoda; Insecta; Diptera; Drosophilidae.